Gadus macrocephalus (Pacific cod) is the source of this 3288-nucleotide messenger RNA. RefSeq names its product immunoglobulin superfamily containing leucine-rich repeat 2 (gene islr2). Lineage: Eukaryota; Metazoa; Chordata; Actinopteri; Gadiformes; Gadidae. The transcript has 2 exons. The record is from RefSeq and is a predicted model, not a curated record. Gene Ontology annotation, molecular function: protein binding. The coding region runs from base 267 to 2414 and encodes 715 amino acids.
CUCUUCCUGCGCGGUGGCGGGAGCGCGCAGUGGAGCUGACUCUGCAGAGAGGAGAAGAGGCGUCCGACCGCGCAUCACCGGGAGGAAAAUGUUUCUUCAAGCGCCUUUUAUGCAUACUUCCGUGGUCUUCAAAAGUAAUUCAAUAGGACCUACCAAAUCCGAGGAUACAGUGUUUUACAACCAUUAAAGUUAUUGUAAUAUAGACCUACUUUAACUUCCACAGUGUGCUUUUAGACGCUGGAACUGAAGUACAUCAGGUGGUGAAAAUGGCGUUGAGGCUCCUGCAGCUCGUGGCUCUGUGGACGACACUGGUUGGCACGGCGAGGGCUUGUCCAGAACUGUGUACGUGCGUGGAUAAAUUCGGGAACCUGCAGUUUGCGGAUUGUGCGUACAAAGACCUACUACUGGUACCGGUCGGACUGCCUCCCAACACGACCACCCUCAGCCUCUCCGCCAACAAGAUCAAACUGCUGAAGGCAAAAAGCUUUGUGAAUGUCACCCAGGUCACGUCCCUGUGGCUGGCCCAUAACGAGAUCGUCACCAUAGAGACCAACACCUUGGCCCCUCUGGUGCAGCUGCGUAACCUAGAUGUCAGCCAUAACAAAAUAGUCAACUUUCCAUGGGGUGAUCUGCAGAACCUCACAGGCCUGCAGCUCCUGAAGAUGAACAACAACGAGAUGACUCACCUGCCAAAGGACGCCUUCUCCACGCUCAAGGAGCUGCGGUCCCUGCGCAUCAACCACAACAAGCUCACCAGCAUCGUGGAGGACACCUUCAGCGGCCUCACCUCCAUGUCCCACCUCCAGAUCUUUGACAACCCCUUCACCUGCUCCUGUCGCCUGGAAUGGGUUAGAGACUGGCUGGCCAACACCAAGAUAUCCGUCCCCGACCAGAAACUGAUCUUGUGUGGGGCGCCUGAGGACCUGAAGGGGAUCAUGGUGUCCAAAAUGCCCAAACUGGACUGUAAGCCCCCCACCGCCGUCCUCAGCUACCAGCCCAACCUGGAGACCACUCAGAUCUACGAAGGCGUCAUGGUCGUCCUGAACUGUGAGGCCAAGGGGAACCCCAAACCUGAGGUCACCUGGGAGGUCAACGCUGGAAGCCCCAAGUUUGAGUUCACCAUCCCCUCUGCCGGGGAGGAGAGCGACCAGCCCAUCAAUGAACAAGCCACCAGGUCACGCUUCCACAUCUUUCAAAAUGGCACCCUUAUCAUCCCCAGUAUGAGCAAGAAAGAGGAUGGGAACUACAGCUGCUCAGCAGCCAACGAGCUAGGGAGGGCUGAAAGCAGCGUGAAGCUCGCUCUGACUGGCACACAAAAGCACACCAUGAACUCCGUCCUGGAGACGGCAGGGCCGAAAACCGCCACCGUGGCCAAGCCAUCACGCCCUAAAGAGUCCGGGAACAACGUGAUCAACUGGCCGAAAUCUGAAGGCAAGGCCCACGUUUCUCCAACGGGAACCUCAGGGAAACAUGGUGCAACGGACCAUGUGGUCGGCAACGGAAAGGAGCUGACGUUUGCCGGCAAGUGUGGAGUAAACGAUGGCAGUGAAUACAUCUCCAACCAUGCCUUCAACCUCAGCCUGGACGACCUCAAGCAGUAUACGUUUGAUUUUGGCGUUAUUGCCUUGGAGGUUUCAGAGACGGAGGCCAAAGUACAGCUCAACCCUCUUCAGCUGCCAAGCAGCAAGUCCAACCUACACCUCAGUCAAACGCAAAACCUGGAAACCGUCAAUAAAGAAAUAUUCAGCCUUUUCCAAACGGCAGCACAAAAGGCACCUCUCGACAUGUUGUACCUUUGUGUAAAAUCUGGCAACGGACACUCAAUGGUUCAAUGGUCCAAAAUAGAGGAGGGCGUUAAUGCCUAUCGUUUCCAUGGUUUGCAACCUGGUACCAAUUACACUCUCUGUCUCACCUAUGGAGGCCAGGACUGUCAAGUUCAAGUUGUCUUCACCACGAGGAAGAAAAUCCCAUCUCUGCUGAUUAUCGUGAUCGUCAGCACUUUCCUGUUGGCUUUGGCCACCGUUCCCUUGCUGGGAGCCACCUGCUGCCAUUUAUUAUACAAGUAUCAAGGGAAGACGUACAAGUUAAUCAUGAAGGCUCAGAAUCCAGAUCAGAUGGAGAAACAGAUAGCGGGGGACUUUGAUCCUCGGGCCUCUUUUGUGGAGUCCGAGAAAAACCUGGACCCCAGCGAGCUGGGAGAGGGAGAGGGAGAGGCGGACGGAGAAGACAUCGACGGAGAGGGGGAGCUUGAGGGAAGCGUGGCGGCCACGGAAUCCAUCCCUGGCUCCUCAUCCAAAACGAACCCGGAGGAGUUUGAGAUGGGCUCGGAGUACAGCGACAGACUGCCGCUCGGCGCCGAGGCGGUCAACAUCUCCGAGGAGAUCAACGGUAACUACAAGCAGCCGAGUCGCUGAACCCGUGUCCCGUCACUGGUGAAAUGUAAAACUAUCACUUUUAGAUAUCGCACAUUUAUGGAAGCCAAGUGUACCAUUACUUUACGUAAUAUCUAUCAAAGCCCUGGAAAGAUGGCUAUAGCCUUGUUUAAUUUACCUCAAAGUAGACCUACCGGAUAGGAGACGGGAUUCAUUGGUGUAACAUUCGUAAAUCAUGACAUAAGCACAUGUGUUAAUUACAAGACAUCAGAAAGGAAAAGGCACAGCCGCAUUGUGUUUUACAGACACAUUUCACGUGUUUUGUGGUCCGCCCGCCUCCACCUCAGCGCGCGCGUCGUCAGUGCGUCCUGGCGCGUCGUCAGUGCGCUCGUUGCGCGUCAGGCGCGGCUGCUGUCGGCUCCUUUGUUCUGUCCAAAAGGAAAACCAGUUAUAGUUCAGGCAUGUGAUGUUCUUAUUAAAUCCCAGGUAUUAUCCCGAAAAUGUUCAGUGUAACGUGCAGCUUUAAGAUGUUGACUUUAACCUCUUACUUAACCGGUGCUCCAACUAUUCUAUACAUUUGUACAUUAUUUCUAAACCCUGUGUCCUUUCUCUUGUGGCGACGUGUCAAUGGCAUGUUUCCAUGUGUGGUUUUAAUUAGUGUAGUCUAGGACUGUAGACCUGAUUGUCAAACCUGUGAUGUAAGCCAUUUGAACUGGAUUAUCUCUUUUUUACGACGGUGCCGUUUAUAUUGGUGAAGUAUCAGCAAAUAGGUGCGGCCGAGCAUCUGGAUUCACUGACAUGUGAUUUAAUGCAUUAGUGAGUUUUUGUGAAAUGUUGUAACAAAAAAAGUCCAUUGACCUUUUAAGAUUUUUGAUAUAAUUUUCUGUAGGUGGAAAUAAUAAAACAUGACAAAUUA